Varroa destructor (honeybee mite) is the source of this 2035-nucleotide messenger RNA. RefSeq names its product tumor susceptibility gene 101 protein-like. Gene Ontology annotation, molecular function: ubiquitin binding. Gene Ontology annotation, biological process: protein transport; protein modification process; endosome to lysosome transport. Gene Ontology annotation, cellular component: ESCRT I complex. NCBI's taxonomy places the organism in Eukaryota, Metazoa, Arthropoda, Arachnida, Mesostigmata, Varroidae. The record is from RefSeq and is a predicted model, not a curated record.
UGUGAAUGUAGGUUCAGGACUUGUCCUUCUGCUUUUUUUUUAAUGUAGAAACAAGUCUUUUCUGGGUGUAUAUCUGUGUAUGUGUGUGUUCGAGUGUCAAUGCAAAUGCUGUUCUGAAAUUAUUAUUGGGUUAGAGAGAAAGGAACAGAAAUUGAAUACAGAAUAAUUUAUACGAUUCUACUAAUGGUACGACUAAUGAGUCAAAGAAUGUCAACUAGCCAACAGUCAGAUGCGAGUCUGCGUCUAUAAUGCGGAGUUUCUCUGUGAGCGAUGUGAUUAGACAUUCUUUGUGCAAGGAGCCGCCGCGUGCAGUGUUUCUCGUCAGACUCGUCGUCAUUAUUAUCGCUCUUGUAUUAAACUGGACUCCGUUCGUAUAAGGUGCUGUGAGCUUGUGCGAAAUAGUGACGGCUAAUACCUCAUACGCAAAAACUCGAUCGUGCACAAUCAGUGGAUAUCAUCAUCGUCGUCUCGAUCACCGUCAUUGGAAGUAGGCUACCUGUCUGAUAGUGCAUUCUAGAGUGCAGUUCAGCAUAACGGGGGAGGAUGGGUCCACUUCCAGCUGCUGUGGAACGCUGCAUUAAUUCGAGUUACCAGUACAUGCAGAAAGCCCGCGCCGACAUCAAGCGUGUGACGCAACAGUACCGUGGCCUUAUUCCAAAAGCAGAAACCUUCAUCUUCAACAAUGGCAGUUCCAAGGAGCUCGUGUGCCUCGAUGGGACAAUUCCUGUUCGAUACAAGAACGUAACGUACAACAUUCCGAUUCGCAUUUGGGUCUUGGAUAUACAUCCGUACCACGCGCCCUUUUGUUACGUCUGUCCAACACCAACGAUGCAGAUUAAAACCUCACAGUACGUGGACGAAAGUGGCCGGGUCUAUCUACCGUACCUACACGACUGGAAUCGCAACAGCAGCGAUCUCAUAGGAGUUAUACAGGUGAUGAUUAUGAUCUUCGGGGAACAACCCCCAGUGUUCUCCAAAAGUCCAAAUGCUCCUGGAAGCUCGCGACCUGCACAAUCUAAGCCACAGUCUACGCCCUACCCAAGCUCAACCGGCAUGUCUGUGGCAUUUCCAAUGCCAACCCCCGGUGGUACUGCCAUGUACCCCAAUAGUACUCCGUCAUACAACCCUAAUUACAACUCGAAUAACAACAACACACUCAGUAUAACGGACCAACACAUUCGCAUAAGCCUCUUGUCAGCUGUGGAAAGUAGAAUUACUGACAGAGCACUUGAAUUUGAGCAAAAGUCCAAAGCCGAGGAAGAAGUCCUUCGAAAAACGAAUGAAGAGCUACAGGCGGGAAAGCAGAAGUUAGACCGUUAUAUGUCCGAUAUGGAAAGAGAUUGUAGGGAAAUGGAAUCAAAUCUCACCGUACUGAAAGAAAAGAGUGAACAACUCAAACAGUCAAUCGAGCAAAUGUCGUGGGAUUCGGAAAAAGGGGGUCUUGAUGUAGACAACGCUGUUACUCCUACAGCGCCAUUAUACCGCCAACUUCUUCAGGCGUAUGCCGAGGAAAGUGCAGUGGAAGAUGCCAUCUACUACCUUGGAGAGGGUUUGCGGAAAGGCGUUAUUGAUCUAGACACCUUUUUGAAACACGUGCGUGAGCAAUCGCGAAAGCAGUUUAUGCUACGAGCGUUGAUGCAGAAAUGUAGGCAAAAGGCCGGACUUCCGCCUGUCUAAGUACCCAGAUGCCAUUCUUCUUUUUUGGCCUUUAUAUAAAUAAAGAACGUGGACUUAACGCACGAUCUUAACCAUUUGUUUCGGUUUAACACAACAAUUACAAAAUAGAGUUGGAGACUAAAUGGUAUAGACAGAUGUUAAAUUAGCAGUAGAAACUAUUUAAAGUGACUUCAUUGAAGACAAUGUACGAUGGGAUGAAGACGGCUAGAAUGAGAAGCUUUUCGGGGGACCGGUGUAGUUAAUUUUAAGGAGCCAUUAUUUCUGCAACAGUAAUACUAUUUACAAUAACUGUUAUUAAAUCUGUACGUGUUGCUGUCUGCUGAGUACUAAGAAGUUCAGUAAAUUGACCUACCCACUA